AUGGCUCCAAAAGGUAAGAAAGUAGCUCCAGCUCCAUUAGCUAGCAAAUCAACCAAGACUUCAAAGAACGUCAACCCAUUAAUUGAAUCAACCCCAAAGAACUUUGGUAUUGGUCAAGCUAUCCAACCAAAAAGAAACUUAUCAAGAUUCGUUAAAUGGCCAGAAUAUGUCAGAUUACAAAGACAAAAGAAAAUCUUAUCAUUAAGAUUAAAAGUUCCUCCAGCUAUUGCUCAAUUCACCAACACUUUAGAUAAAAACACUGCUACUCAAGUUUUCAAAUUAUUCAACAAAUACAGACCAGAAACUUCUGCUGAAAAGAAAGAAAGAUUAACUAAAGAAGCUGCUGCCAUCGCUGAAGGUAAAGAUGCUAAAUCAGUUUCUCCAAAACCAGUUGUUGUCAAAUACGGUUUAAACCAUGUUGUUUCAUUAAUUGAAAACAAAAAAGCUAAAUUAGUUUUAAUUGCCAACGAUGUUGAUCCAAUUGAAUUAGUUAUCUUCUUACCAGCUUUAUGUAGAAAAAUGGGUGUUCCAUACGCCAUUGUUAAAGGUAAAGCUAGAUUAGGAACUUUAGUUCACCAAAAAACCUCAGCUGUUGCUGCUUUAACUGAAGUUUCAGCUGCUGAUGAAGCUGAAUUAUCAAAAUUAGUUUCAACUAUUGAUGAAAACUUCCUUUCUAAAUACGAAGAAAACAGAAAACACUGGGGUGGUGGUAUCAUGGGUGCUAAAGCUCAAGCUAAAAAAAUCAAAGCUAUUAAAGCUGCUGAUGUCCCAUCAAACGUUUAA
Molecule: messenger RNA, 783 nt
Organism: Yamadazyma jaroonii
Lineage: Eukaryota; Fungi; Ascomycota; Pichiomycetes; Serinales; Debaryomycetaceae
Source: the annotation of a GenBank genome assembly